Molecule: messenger RNA, 2406 nt
Organism: Lachancea fermentati
Lineage: Eukaryota; Fungi; Ascomycota; Saccharomycetes; Saccharomycetales; Saccharomycetaceae
Source: the annotation of a GenBank genome assembly
AUGUCUUCGGUCGAAGGAUUGACCCAGCUUUUUAGCAGCGUGGGCUUUGAAGAGCCUAAAGUGAAAGAAAUUGUGAAGAACAAGAAGGUUUCCGGGUCUUUGGAGUCUCUUAUCAGGGACUGCCCUCCAAAUUACAAAUGGGACAAAAGUUCGAGAUCACUAAUGCACACAUUGGCUUCGCAAAUCAAGGGCCAGGAUUUGCCUAACCAAAAGAUUAUUGUUGAUGAGAUUUUGAACGGAGACUUGAAGACUCCCUUACAGGUUGAUGCUGCUUACAAGUACCUAAUGAGGACCGGAGAUGAGGCCUCUGAAGAGGAGUUGAAGAAGGAAUCAGGUGUUGGCGUGGUUAUCACCGAGGCUCAAGUGGAAGAGCGUGUGUUCAAAUACAUGGAAGAUAACAAGGAGAAGAUUAUUGCUGAGAGAUAUAAGAUAGUUCCAGGCCUGUUUGCUGUAAUCAAAAACCUGCCUGAGUUGAAGUGGGCUGAACCUCGUUUGUUCAAACCUAUCAUUGACAAAGAAGUGUUGAGACUUUUGGGUCCUAAAGAUGAAAGAGAUGUGGUCAAAAAAGAGAAGAAAAAGGGCAAAGCCAAAGAUACUAAGGAUACCUCGAAGACUAGUACUCAAGCUCCUAAGAGAACCAUGUUCAGUGAGGGUUUCUUGGGUGAUCUUCACAAGGUUGGUGAAAACCCACAAGCCUAUCCAGAGUUGAUGAAGGAACACUUGAAGGUCACAGGAGGUAAAGUGCGCACUAGAUUUCCUCCUGAGCCAAAUGGUUACUUACAUAUCGGCCACUCGAAAGCUAUCAUGGUAAACUUUGGCUAUGCGAAAUACCAUGACGGUGUCUGCUAUUUGAGAUUUGACGAUACUAACCCUGAAGCAGAAGCACCUGAGUACUUUGAAUCCAUCAAAAGAAUGGUUUCUUGGCUAGGUUUCAAACCCUGGAAAAUUACAUACUCUUCGGAUUAUUUCGACAAGCUUUAUGAACUUGCUGAGGUAUUAAUUAACAAUGGAAAGGCCUACGUUUGCCAUUGUACUGCUGAGCAAAUCAAGCGGGGUCGUGGUAUCAAAGAGGAUGGUACCCCUGGUGGAGAAAGAACUGCCUGCAAAGAUCGUGAUAGACCAAUUGAAGAAAACUUGGCAGAGUUCAGAAAGAUGAGAGAUGGAUUCUAUAAGCCAGGUGAGGCAACAUUGAGAAUGAAACAAGAUCUCACUUCUCCUUCUCCUCAAAUGUGGGAUUUGAUUGCUUACAGAGUUUUGAACGCGCCUCAUCCAAGAACUGGUGACAAAUGGAAAAUCUACCCAACUUACGACUUUACCCACUGUUUAGUUGAUUCUUUUGAGAAUAUCACACAUUCUUUGUGUACCACUGAAUUUUACUUGUCGCGUGAGAGUUACGAGUGGUUAUGUGAUCAAGUCCAUGUGUUUAGACCCGCACAAAGAGAGUACGGUAGAUUAAAUAUUACCGGUACAGUUUUGUCCAAGAGGCGUAUUGCACAAUUGGUUAACGAGAAAUUUGUAAGAGGAUGGGACGAUCCAAGACUAUUCACGCUGGAAGCCAUCCGUAGACGCGGUGUUCCACCAGGAUCUAUUCUUUCCUUCAUCAACACAUUGGGUGUCACCACUAGUACUACGAAUAUUCAAGUUGUGAGAUUUGAAUCUGCAAUCAGAAAAUACUUGGAAGACACAACUGCUAGAUUGAUGUUUGUAUUGGAUCCUGUGGAGGUCGUAGUGGACAACUUGCCUGAAGAUUAUGAAGAGUUGGUCACAAUUCCUUACAGACCUGGAACUCCAGAGUUCGGUGAUAGAACUGUUCCCUUCACCAAGAGAUUUUACAUCGAAAGAGGUGAUUUUUCAGAGCGUGCAGAUGAUCCUGAGUUCUUCAGACUAACUCCUUCUCAAGGCGUGGGCUUAAUCAAAGUUCCAUACACCGUUUCCUUCCAAUCAUUGGAAAAGGACACGAAUGGGAAGAUCACAAGAAUUCAUGUCAAGUACGAUAACGAUGAAGAAAAGCCCAAGAAACCAAAGACUUACAUUCAAUGGGUCCCAAUCUCUUCCAAAUAUAGCUCGCCUAUUAGAGUUGCUGAGACCAGAGUUUACAACCAGCUGUUCAAAUCUGAAAAUCCCUCUUCUAAUCCAGAUGGCUUCCUGGCUGACAUUAAUCCUGACAGCGAGCUUGUUCACAAGAAUUCGGUCAUUGAGCAUAACUUCAACUACGUAAUCAAGAACUCCCCAUGGGUCGUUGACAGUGCAAAGGCAUCGGAGUUUUAUGUUGAGGAGGAGCCCGACAGAAAGGAGGUUUGUAGGUUCCAAGCUAUGAGAGUUGGUUACUUCACUCUGGACAAAGACAGCGAAGCAAAUAACAUUGUCCUCAACAGAAUUGUCAGCUUAAAGGAAAGCACUAAAUGA